Priapulus caudatus is the source of this 1152-nucleotide messenger RNA. Its product is annotated as isocitrate dehydrogenase [NAD] subunit beta, mitochondrial-like. Bases 1 to 1152 code for a protein of 383 amino acids. Gene Ontology annotation, cellular component: mitochondrion. NCBI's taxonomy places the organism in Eukaryota, Metazoa, Priapulida, Priapulimorpha, Priapulimorphida, Priapulidae. Gene Ontology annotation, molecular function: magnesium ion binding; NAD binding; oxidoreductase activity, acting on the CH-OH group of donors, NAD or NADP as acceptor. The transcript has a single exon. The record is from RefSeq and is a predicted model, not a curated record. Gene Ontology annotation, biological process: tricarboxylic acid cycle; isocitrate metabolic process.
AUGGCGUUAACAGCAGCAGGACGUCUUUCGAUUUUCUCGAUGUUUCGUCUGCACAGGUCGCUGCAGAGAGCGCCACCUCUGACUAGAUGCCUACUAGCGCCCCUAUCGGCGCAGCAGGACGUCGGCUCGCGUCGGUCGGCAGGCGGUGUGAGCACAGUAACGAUGAUCCCGGGAGAUGGCGUCGGCCCCGAGCUCAUGACGUCGGUAAAAACCGUCUUCAAAAACAUCGGCGUGCCAAUUCAGUUCGAGCAAGUCUUCAUCAGCGAGCUGCACAGUAAAGAGAGCGCCACCGUCGCCGAGGUAGUCUCCUCGAUCCAGCGUAAUGGCGUCUGCUUGAAAGGCAUCAUCAGCACGCCACACGGCGUCGGCGGGGAGCUGCAGACGAUCAACAUGAAGUUCCGACGCGCGCUGAAUCUCUUCGCAAACGUCGUUCACGUUCAGAGCAUACCAGGUGUCGCCACGAGACACGAAGCUCUCGAUUUUGUCGUCAUCCGUGAGCAGCUUGAAGGGGAGUACUCGGCGUUGGAGCAUGAGAGCGUGCCGGGGGUCGUAGAGUGCCUAAAGAUCAUCACGCGCGCAAACUCGGAGCGCAUCGCCAAGUUUGCGUUCGAUUACGCAGUGAAGAACGGCAGGUCAAAGGUCACGGCCGUGCACAAGGCAAACAUCAUGAAACUCGGCGACGGCUUGUUCUUGGAAUCGUGCGCUAACGUCGCGCCGUUGUACCCGUCGAUUAAAUUCGAAUCGAUGAUCAUCGAUAAUUGCUGCAUGCAGCUCGUGUCCGAUCCGUAUCAAUUCGACGUGAUGGUGAUGCCGAAUCUAUACGGGAACAUCGUCGAUAACCUGGCUGCGGGACUCGUAGGCGGCGCUGGCAUCGUUCCGGGGGAGAACUACAGUCCGGAGUACGGCAUUUUCGAGCCAGGCGCUCGGCACCCGUUCGCACACGCCGUCGGACGUAACGUCGCCAACCCUACCGCUAUUCUUCUAGCCAGCAGCAAGCUGUUGAGUUACAUGAAGCUUAAUUCGUACGCGGACGCCAUCCGCUCGGCUGUCUUUGAUGUGAUCAAGGCUAAGAAAGUUCGCACGAAGGAUCUUGGCGGUCACGCGACAACGAGCGAGUUCACCAUUGCUGUACUUAAUGCGAUUAAAUUUUAG